Messenger RNA from Trichoderma citrinoviride, 1470 nucleotides. Its product is annotated as aldehyde dehydrogenase. Lineage: Eukaryota; Fungi; Ascomycota; Sordariomycetes; Hypocreales; Hypocreaceae. The transcript has 2 exons. The record is from RefSeq and is a predicted model, not a curated record. Bases 1 to 1470 code for a protein of 489 amino acids. Gene Ontology annotation, molecular function: succinate-semialdehyde dehydrogenase (NAD+) activity.
AUGUUCCUGGGAGACACCAAGGACGCGCACGUCGUGCCCUUCUUCAUCAACGGCAAAGACUACCAUCCAGAGCGAUCCUUCGACGUCGUAUCCCCCGUCACCGGCAAAGUCUCCCAUCGAUGCGGUGCAGCCACCGUCUCGGACGCCGCUGCGGCCGUGGAUGCGGCGGCUGCGGCCUUCAAGACGUGGAGAAGGACGUCACCUGCGUAUCGCCGUGACAUCUUCCUCAAGGCCGCCGACUUGAUCCAGCAGAAGGGCGGCGAGCUGGCCGACGUCAUGGCAAACGAGACGGGGGCUUCUCUUCCCUGGGCUCUCUUCAACAUCAAGACUGCGGCCGAGCUGAUCCGAGACGCUGCCAGCCGAAUCUCUGCCAUUGAAGGGUCGUUUCCUUCCCUGGCAGACCCCAACAGCAGCGGUAUCGUGCUACGAGAGCCCUACGGUGUUGUUCUGUCCGUGGCUCCAUGGAACGCUCCCUACAUUCUGCCCACCCGCUCCAUAGUCGGCCCAGCUGCCGCCGGCAACACCGUCGUCCUGAAAGCUUCGGAGCACGCGCCCGCGUGCAUGAGGGCUCUCAUAUACGUCUUCCACGAGGCGGGCGUGCCCAGCGGAGUCAUCAACAUGAUCGCCCACGACCGCGACACCGCAGCCGAGAUCACCACGGCGCUCAUCGCCAAUCCCCACGUCAGAAAGAUCAACUUCACGGGCAGCACCGGCGUCGGGCGCGUCAUCGGGCGGCUCGCCGGCGAGCACCUCAAGCCCGUCAUCCUGGAGCUCGGCGGCAAGGCGCCGGCCAUCGUGUGGGAGGACGCGGACCUGGACCUCGCGGCCCAGCAGUGCGCCAUCGGCGCGUUCCUCCACGGCGGCCAGAUCUGCAUGUCCACCGAGAAGAUCAUCGUCCACAGCAAGGUCCGACCCCAGUUCCAGGAGAAGCUCGUCGCCGCCGUCAACGAAAUCUUCCCGCCCGACAGCCCCGCACCGUUGCUCAUCAACGAAGCGGCCGUCAAGCGCAACAAGGCGCUCGUCCAAGACGCCGCGGCAAAGGGCGCCACCGUAAUCCUCGGCAACGUCCACAACGACGACGACGACGCCAACGAGUCUUCCCGCGGCGGCAGCACGGAACUGCGCCCCGUCAUCGUCGGCGACGUGACGCCCGAGAUGGACCUGUAUGCCACCGAGUCCUUUGGCCCGACCGUCUCCCUCCACGAGGUCGAGACGGAGGCGCAGGCCCUGGCGCUCGCCAACGACUCCGAGUACGGCCUCACGGCGGCCGUCUUCACCGACGAUCUGAGGAGGGGCCUGCGUUUCGCGAGGGAGAUUGACAGCGGCGCCGUGCACAUCAAUGACAUGACUGUUCACGACGAACCGGCUCUGCCGCACGGAGGGACCAAGUCGAGCGGGUUUGGGCGGUUCAAUUCGGCCAUUGGGCUGGACGAGUGGGUGAGGACAAAGACGGUUACUUUUAAGCACUAG